AUCACCAUCGCUGUUGGAGACCGUUGACAUUUCCUAUCCAUGUGCCUGUAGUCGCUUCUCGGCCGCCCAACACUCUGACAUUGACAGCCGACCGUCAAUCUCCGACGGCACUGCGAGCGAACCCAGAGUGUACUGUCACAUGAUCUUUAACAGGCCGGCUCGCCAACCAUGCUCUCCAAACACUCUUCAUCACUAUCUUCAUAGUCCCCACAAGUUGUUACACCUUCCAAAAGCAGCCACCAUGUCUACAAAGCCCCUCUUCGAAAAAGACCGGCCCAUGCACUGGGUCCUCGACUGGGACGGCACCAUCACCAAAAAAGACACUCUAAAUGCCCUCGUCAGCAUAUCUGCAGCAGAAAAACCCAACUUCCCCACCAUGGACCACUGGAAAUCCGCCUCACAGGCAUACAUGGACGACUACGCCGCCACACUAAAACAGCUCGUCCCCACUGGCGCUCUCCCAACGACAAUAACCGAGGAAAAACAGCUCCUAGCCAGACUGAAAGAAGUAGAGCAGCGCAGUCUCGACCGCGUACAUUCAUCUGCUAUAUUCACUAAUCUUACCCAUCAAGGCAUCGAAUCAGGAGCCAGUCGGGUCAUAGAAUCAGACCAAGUACAACUUCGCACUGGCUUCCCCUCAUUCUUCAAGCACAUCCAGUCACGUGAGCGCGACGCUUUUGUCAUGCUGAGUGUAAACUGGUCUCGCCAUUUCAUUCAUUCUUGCCUUGCCGCAUCCAAGAUCAGCGUAGCCUCGCACGCUGUCCUGUCCAACGAGCUCGACGGUAUAUCCGCCGGGCUGCCCUCGUCUGGUCGCAUCAUCAAUGCAGCCUCGGGAGAACCGGACCCCAUUGUAUCCAGUGGUGACAAACUGCAAAUUUUUGAACAGAUGCAGGAGGUCAACGGGCCCAAGGUCUACAUUGGUGACAGCUGGACGGAUAUCGAGUGUCUGCUAGCUGCAGACCUUGGUAUCUGCAUCCGCGAUGAUCCCAUGGGUAGCUCGCAGAAGAUACUUGCAGAUGCGCUCACGAGACUGGGAGUACCAUGUCCAAAGUUGAGAGACCGGAGGCAGCAUACCGAGCGUGGUAUCGUAUGGGCCAGGGACUUUACAGAAGUGCUUGAAUGGAUGGAGAAUGGUUUAUAGUAAUCAUUCAUUGUAACUAAACCAAAAUCAAGCUAUAUUAAUCCUACAAUUCCUAACCGGGAAGAUGACACCAAACGCACACCGCUAUGCUAAUGAAAUGAUUUAGACUUCUGUCUCGAUCUCGUCUCCGUUUCUCUCGUGAUGGUGGAAGAUGUGUCCCAUCUUCCUCUUU
Molecule: messenger RNA, 1313 nt
Organism: Bipolaris maydis ATCC 48331
Lineage: Eukaryota; Fungi; Ascomycota; Dothideomycetes; Pleosporales; Pleosporaceae
Source: RefSeq, a predicted model, not a curated record